CUCGUAACUAUAAAAACGUUUCGAAAAUGUUUAAAUCCGAAUUACGCGGCUUUUCUCAAGGUCAUUUGUAUAAGCUCAAUUAAUAUGAAAUUGAAUCGAUUAGAGAAGUGUAUAAAUAUCGAUUAUUUUAUUAUUAUCGUAAAUAUAGAAAAAUGUUGAAGAUCUUUCAAGUGUAUCUUAUUGUUUACGAUUGUUAGGUGUUUCCCAUUUUUGUUAAGAUAAAAUUUAUUUAUCAUAAAACAGUGUUAGAGAAGAACUGGUAGAAAGUAGUUCUAAGAAGGGCUACUCUGCCGUUGUGUCGAGAGGGGGACGAUCAUUUGAAGCAGUCUUUGUUUGUACGUAUAUUUCGUCGGCUACAGCGCGUAGCAACCAAGUACAGAACAGAUAUUAAAGGGAAAGGAAGAAAAAUAAUAGACAGCAUGCUAAGUAGCUUGGCAAACUAUUUACUAGGAGGAAAUAUCUCCACAACACAAAAUUCGCGUAAUGCUUCCAAUAGUGAAAGUCUGGAGAAUUUCCCUGUAGUAGCUAGACUCAGUCAGGUGGAGGUCGAGGGCGACGAUUGGAUCCUCAUCGACCGCACUAUACCUUUAGUUGAGGGCGCAACGGCGCUGGAGGAGUCGUGGUAUGUAACACCACCCGCAUGUUUUACACGGGCAGGACCCGUAAAUGUAGAAACCUCACCACUCGAGGAUUUGCUAAUUGAACACCCAAGUAUGUCUGUCUAUCGAGCGACAACAGCGUCUCCGGUCGCUCCUGAUACUCCACCGCCUACGCCAGACGCUACAGAGGAACGAGACCUCGAAGAGGAUAUUACUCCACCUGCUCGUACCUCAGAUUUAUCCACCGUUUCCUUAGAACGUAGUCUAAGAAGGAGCGAGGAUGACGAUAUAUUAUCCAGACCGGCCAUCCAUGACGGUAGACCUGCCAAUAACCGGACUAAUAGUGACAAAGUCCGAGUCAUUCAGCUUCGUUCCGCUCAAAAGGUUCUUGAGAAAAGAUCUACUCAAGCACUGAAAAGAGGUCGAUUGGAGAGGAGUAACAAACUGAGGGAAGUGUUCAGUGUAAAGGGCAAGCGGCCACGCCGUCAAGACCGUUUACGUCUUCAAAAUAGUGGCGCAAAUAAUAACCGAAAAUGCUAGUCAUUCGAUCUCAGGCCAAGGUGUACUUAAAUUUUUCCUUCUCAAGAAAAAAAAAAGAAAGAAAGAAAAAAGACAAAACGGAGAAAAAAUAAUUCGAUUUAUAUAUUAUUUGAUUUUAAUUUUUGUUAUGGUUAAUUAAUUAAUUAUUCAAGGCGAAUAUAAAAGUGGGAUUGUUCCCUUUACGUGCGAACACGUCGUGGAAAUGUAUGGACGUAUGAGAUAUUUUGAAAAUGAUGAUGUAGAUGUGUGACUGUGGUAAUCUAAGAGUUUCUCGAGUCGCUUUUAUUCACGAUGAACUUAUUAGAUAGUGUCGUCAUGCUUUUGUCCAGUUUUUAAAUCAAUUCUUUUAUCAUAUAGAUAAUGUAGAUAUCAAUAGAUAAUGUUCAAUUAGAGCGAAUAUAUGUAAUAGUAUGAUUUGUUGUUUGCUUUGCAAUUGUAAAUACAAGUGAAAGGAUAACAGAGCUCCUUACUUAUUCGAAAAACGCGUAGUAAACUCUGGAAAAAGUUUUAUCGACGCGUUUCAAGUCCUGAUACUCUGAUGCUCCUGUCUACAGUUAGCCUAUAAAUUGCGUGCUCGAACAGACAGGGGUUUGUAACUUCGUUGAAAGACAAAACAUUUGUGCUUUGAAAAUGCAACACUUUCUUUAUCGAGUGUCGGAGCGCCUCUUAUGUGAUGACAUAAAAAAAAUAAAAAAAUAAAAAAAAAAAGAAAGAAAAAAAUGAAAGAAAAAAAGAAAAAAAAGAAAAAAAGAAAGAAAAAAGGAAAAAAAAAGAACAAAGUUUUAUUACGUAUGGUAGAUAUCGCAUAUUAAAGAAGCGAUAUUGCGACACUUUUUUACUAUAAAUCGUAUCGUUUUAUCGUUUUAAAGUAUGUUUAGUGGGGUAUAAAGCAAUUAUUCCUCGCCCCCCUUCUCCUUGCGUAAAAGACGCAACAAUGGUGUUCUAUUUUAACAUAUAAAACGAUACAAUUUGGAGUAUCGUUACACAAAGACGGCAGUUCGUAACCUCGAUAGUCAAAAAAAGAAAAAAGAAAAACAUUCUCAAAUCACAAGUACUUUGGGCGUAUUCACCGUGUGAAUCUUAUACAGCUUGAGUCUUACUCGAGAACAUUGUGAUCGAUGCACGAAACGAUGCCACAAACAAAAAAAAACAGGUCAAGAAAAAUAUUUCGGGACCACACUUCUACUUGUGGAUUAUAACUGAGUCCCUGUUAAUCAGCGGGGUGUAGAAACUGUUAUGUGCGGGUCUUCCGUGGAAAAAAAAAGAUGUAUUAAAAAACGUUAUAUAGAAAAUAAUUUUUUUUUGUUACCGUGAAACGGUACCGGUUAUUUAUGACCAUAAGAAAGAUACGGUAAACGAUAGAGUAUCUGGAAACAAUCUUUUAGUGUUAAAAAAAGUGGGCGAAUGAUCAACUAUGUUCAGGUAGAUUAAAUUAGGUUUUCAUUGAUGGACGUUAUGCACUUAAAAAUAACGAUAAAGUGAUCGGAGUAACAAGAAAAUAUGUAUUCUAUAUUCACUCAUACUCUUGCUACUCUACGUAUGUAAAAUGCGUUCAUUAUAUGUUGCACAUAUGCUAGAUUUGAAUAAUACACGUAAAAAAAGUAUAUAUAUACAUACACACACACAUAUUGUUUUAUAUUCUUGAUCCGAACAUUAUGUAUAUAUACACAUGUAUACGUGCGUACUUGUAUAUAAAGGUAGAAAGAUUUUCUUUUGAGCAUAAAUUUUAAGCAAUAAGUGGUAACGUACAGUAAUUAGAUACAUUAAUUGUGUAACAUCCAUUAAUGAAGAUCUGACCGAUACUUAAAGAAAUAAGUAUCGAUAUAGAAUGUUACGUGAGAGUGCGUAGACAAACGCACGCAUAUACACACAAACACAGCUUUGCGCAGAGUAAAGAUGUGAAUUUUUAGUAUAAUUAUUAAUAAAGCAAAUUCUACUUCAGGGAAGAACAAUGGCCCGUAUUUUCGUUGUUCUUCUUGGUGGACAUUUCGAAUGACAUCAAGCAUAUUAUAUAUGUUUGAUAACGACGCAUCAUUAGAAUGAAAACAAAUAUAUAAUCUUAUAUAUCACAGCGAAAUGAUUACAAAAAUAAGAAGCCCGAUAGAUGCGCGUUGUAGCGCAUUCAAUUUUGCGGUUAAUAAGCGCAUUCGCUAGUAAUAUGCAUCGAUGCGAUAUAUCUCGAUAAACUGAUAUACAAACACAAUAGGUGGUGUAGUAUGGUGUAUUAAAUGAAUUUGUUCAAUUCUUUUUGUGAAUUGUGCACGUAAAGAAAGCAAGUCAAAACUGACAAUUUCAAUAUAAUAUGAACUUUCGGAAACUCGCAGUUUCCUUCAAAGAAUGUUCUGUGUUAAACGUAUGAUGAUUCUUGUGAGAAUAUAAAUAAUUACGUUCCACGAUGGUGUCGCCGAUUGGCACAAAUUAACAAAAGGAAACAUAGAUGCAACAAAUUAAAAAAAAAUAAAAAAAGAAAAUCUCGUUCCUGAGCCGUUAUUUAGCGAUGAUGUAUACGCGCACUAUGUAUGUAUCUCCUAAUGAGCGGCAGUGAUCAUUUUGAAAACAAUUAACAAUUAAAACAUUUGAUUAUCGAUCGAAUGUUUCGAAGGAAUUUAGUCGAAUCAAGUGUUCUGUAUAAUUUGCAACUAUCUUAUACACCAAUUCCUUCGAUUCUAUUAUAUGACUUGCGCUAUAGUGAUUAAUCGAUUAAUUAUAUUAUCUAAUUGUACGUUCGUGCACCUUGACCCUAAAUAAUAUAAUAAAAUAUUUUAUGUCAUUAA
Molecule: messenger RNA, 3913 nt
Organism: Vespa crabro (European hornet)
Lineage: Eukaryota; Metazoa; Arthropoda; Insecta; Hymenoptera; Vespidae
Gene: TP53INP
Product: tumor protein p53-inducible nuclear protein 2
Exons: 4
Coding region: 420-1139 (239 amino acids)
Biological process (GO): autophagosome assembly; positive regulation of DNA-templated transcription
Cellular component (GO): autophagosome; nucleus
Source: RefSeq, a predicted model, not a curated record